Messenger RNA from Rotaria socialis, 1866 nucleotides. The record is from the annotation of a GenBank genome assembly. Lineage: Eukaryota; Metazoa; Rotifera; Eurotatoria; Philodinida; Philodinidae.
AUGACGACAUUGAUUAACAUUAGUCUUAUAACCUACUUUACUUUGGUGUCAGUCAUUGGUACACUUGGUAAUGGCGUUAUUUUAUUAGCAUAUGGAAAUCGUUGGAAUUCAUCAAAAUCAACUUCAGUGAUAUUCAUACUGAUUCUUGCAUGUGUCGAUCUAUGGACAUGUUUAAUUGUUGUACCAGCCAUUGCGAUAAUGGAAUAUCGUGAUUUUGAUGUACCCACAGCAAUUUGUCGUUUUUAUUCUUUUUCGAAAAAUCUUAUUAUUAUAUCAUCAUUCAUUAUGUCAUUUAUUGCUCUCGAUCGAUUUUUAAAUAUUGCUGUACCCCAUUAUCGAUUACUUAAUCCAAGACGAGUUAAAGUUAUACUCACACUAUUUAUCUCAAUAGGCAUUGGACUUGGCACAUUAACUGCAUUAGCAUUUUCAACUCAACCUGUUAAAAAAAAUUAUUAUACUAAUUUCAAUUUAAUUUUAGGAAAUGAAUCAAAUAUAGCACUUUAUAACGAAGAAAUUUCUCUAAAUCCCGAUCAAAAUUUGGAUCUAAUAGCAGAUAUAAUUAAUCUAGUUACUGAACAACUUUCUAUACCCGAUGGUGCUAAUAUAACAAAUCUUACUUUAGAAUAUAGAUCAAUGUCUAAACGAUGUUUUGCUGAUACGUCGAUUAUAUCAGAAAUUUUACGUGAUUUAUUAAAACAUGUAUCAAAUAAAGUAUUUUUUACUUUAAUUGGUAUAGUUACAAUUUUUUACACAAUAACAUUUGUACUUGCCUUGCACCGACAAAAUCCACGUAUACGUGCAUUAAAAAAGAGUUUAAAUGUUUUAAUUAAAUUUGAUUCAUAUCCAUCAGCGAUAUCUAAUCAACGAACAACUGAUUCUAUUGUUCCAGUUCAACCUCUAUUGACUUCAUCUGUAACAACAAGAAUAACGAAUUUAUCGCCUAGAAUAAGGACAAACGUAUUAAAUGAAUUUGAUCAUUCCGAUGAUAAUUUAUUAUCACAACAAACAUUAAUUAAUUCUUCCACUAAAGUUGAAGAAACAAAAUAUGAAAUGUCGAAUUUUAUUAAUCGCCACGAUAAUGAAGAUCCAAAUCAUUUUUCACCGAUUUUAAUAAGAAAACCAACGAAGAUAAAUAGAAAAACACAAGAAGAACAUGAUACUAGUACAUCAGAUGGUAUAUCAGAAGAGCUGCAUCCUUCUCCGGAAAAAACAAUUGGUUCUAAACAAGUAUCAUUUCAAAUUGAAAAUUCUCCAACUACAUUAAAUAGAGAAUUAAAUCAAAAUUUAUCAACUGCACCUAAUUAUUUUGAUAAUGAGUUAGAUGUGAAUACUGAUAUGUAUUAUAAAUUACCAUGUCCAUGUUCAACAACCCGUCAAUUGUUAAUAAAAUUUCAUUUUUCACGAUCAUCAUCACAAUUAAGAAAAUGGUUAUGCCGUUGCUGUUGUACAAAAAAACAAUUAUCAUUAACUCAACAUGAAUCAAUUGAAAUUCAUGGUCAUGAUGAAAUAGCGAAAGGAUCAAUUUCAACUACUCCGACUAAUCGCACAGGAUUGUCACAUAGUGAUGCAUUACGCCGACAAUUACAUCAACAUCGUAUAAAACAAAUACGCAUGGCAUCAACAUUUUUAAUUAUAACAGUAUCAUUCGUUCUUUUCUAUUUACCAUCUAUUUUAAAUGCUGAACGUAUUAUAAAAAGUCCUAUAAUGAUUUACUAUUUAUACCUAUGUACUCAUGCAUUAAAUCCAAUUAUUUAUUGUUUUAUGAAUCCAAGUUUACGAGCUUAUGUUAUUUCAAUGUUUAACUGUCGUAAGAGACGAGAAAAACGAAAUAUUGGUAAAGGAAAAACAUCAAUUUUUGAACGAUAA